CAGACCACACAAAAAAUACUGAAGUCCAGCAAGACAAACCAGACAGAGACUCUAUAAUGUCUAUCUUUGUGAUACUGGGACUGCUGGUCUGCAUAGAGGCACCAGGGUCCAGUGCUGUGACUCCUGUGUUUGUGAAGAAGGGAGAUGAUCUGCUUCUGAAUGUCACAGAAGAUGUUCCUCAACGUUUUUUUGUUUUUGUGUGGAUAUUCAAAGAAACAGUUUUAGUCACAGUUUCACAUCAAGGUGAAUUAUUAGUCUCUGAUGCUUACACUGGAAGGGUUGAGUUUACUGUGAAAAAAUUCUCUGUGAAACUGAAGAAUCUACAAGAGGCAGACAGUGGAGUUUAUACUGCAGGGGUGAUAGCUGAAAAAGAACAAACACUGGAUGAAUACAACGUCACAGUUCAAGCUCCAGUGUCUCCAGUUGGACUGACAGUGGACUCUGUGUCCAGCAGCUCAGACUCCUGUAACCUCACUGUGACCUGCAGUACACAGGACUCUCACAUCAGCAGCACUUUGAGAUGUGACACUCAAACCUGCAGUCAGGAGGGAGGAGAGCGAUCAGAGGUCACGACCUCUGGUGCUUCUCUCCAUGUCUACCUGGUGAAGGACUCCAUCAUCUGUAACCAUAGCAACCAGGUCAGCUGGACCAAAAACAUGAGGAACAUCCAAGAUUUCUGCCCUCAACAUGCUGGUUCAGAGUGUGUCUCUGCUGGUAUCUCUGUGUGCCUGGUGAAGACAGUCGUGUUCUCUGUCGGUCUGAUCGUCAUGGUGUCCGCCGUCAUCACUGUUCAUAUCAUGGAGAAGCUCAAGAAGAAAGAUCAUUCACCGGAGAGAAAAUAAGCUCUAAACUUUUGCAGCUGUAUUUUAGAAACAAUGUCAUUAGCUUCACAAGUUGUUUUCUGCCAUCAGAAAGUUUCAAAUCUAAAUUUACUCUGGGAAAAAUAUGUUGAAACGUUUGCUUCAGCCUGACAGCAGCUCAUAGCGCUCAGUAGAGGAAUGAAUGAGCACAAAUGUCUCCAGUAGUAGCCUUUUUGACUCCCUUGCUCUCUCUAUACAGCAUCUCACCUUGUACCCGCAGUGCUCUCUAGUGGCAGACACGUGAAUCUCCUCUCUCUGUAAAAGAUUACUCUUGAAUAAAAUAAGUACCAGCAGUAAAGAAAAGUUCAUAAUAAGUAAAAUCCUUCUACUCUGAGGUAAGACUGUAGUUGGAACACAAACAUACACAACACUCUUGCUACAUUUCGCUGUGAUUGUACCUUUAUGAUUAUAUGUGACAGUUUGAUUCACCUGAACUGAACUGAAUGUGUCUGAUUCUUCAAACCUUGUUAACCUUUAUUCCCACACUAUGAAGUAACCACAAUCAUCUGAGCUUCUCUUCCUCCAGGACAAUGUAAGUUAGAACAUAAGAUACGGUCUUUAUGCCAUUUGUAUUGAGGAGGUUUCAGGACAGCGUCAGUCUGUGGUCACAGCAUGAGGUUUUUGUCUGUUGAGAGAACAGGAAAGACAAAACCCUUUGGCCUGCUGUGCAAGUCAAAUGAUCUCCUAUUUCAGACCAGACUUUAGUGUUGAAGAGGGACAGAGAGCAGAUAAAAGCUGCUGUAUCAAUGAUGUCCUUAAGCAGCAGGAAGGAGGCCACGUUAGAUGUUUUCUGGACCUGUUGCUAAUAUAUUUUCAGAUUCAAAACGCAGCCUACAGCUUUUGUUGAAACAAAAUAAAUGUACUCAUGUUUAUCAUGUUUUAAUCAACUUUUACAUUCAAAUAUGUUUCCUCGACAAAAUAUUGAACUGAAUCAUUUUAAUCUACACCAACAGAUCUCCUACAGUAAAACAGAGAAGUUAGUUUACUCUUGUCAUGAAUACGUAUAUGUUGAAGGCGUAUGUGGUUUUGACAGGAAAAACAUAAGCGAGUUCAACCCUGUGGUAUAUCUGCUAGAGCAAAAACUGAACAGACACACAUUACUGAAGUCAAGACGACCAGACAGAGACUCUAUAAUGUCUAUCUUUGUGAUACUGGGACUGCUGGUCUGCAUAGAGGCACCAGGGUCCAGUGCUGUGACUCCUGUGUUUGUGAAGAAGGGAGAUGAUCUGCUUCUGAAUGUCACAGAUGAUGAUGAUCCUCAACGUUUUAUUAUUGUUGUGUGGAAAUUCAGAAAAAGUAUUUUAGUCUCAUUUUCAC
Molecule: messenger RNA, 2177 nt
Organism: Larimichthys crocea (large yellow croaker)
Lineage: Eukaryota; Metazoa; Chordata; Actinopteri; Sciaenidae
Exons: 5
Coding region: 57-842 (261 amino acids)
Cellular component (GO): membrane
Source: RefSeq, a predicted model, not a curated record